This is a messenger RNA of Colletotrichum siamense, 996 nucleotides long. RefSeq names its product Isoflavone reductase-like protein TP7. The coding region runs from base 1 to 996 and encodes 331 amino acids. Lineage: Eukaryota; Fungi; Ascomycota; Sordariomycetes; Glomerellales; Glomerellaceae. The record is from RefSeq and is a predicted model, not a curated record. The transcript is spliced from 4 exons.
AUGGUUGGCGAAAGUAUUGCCGUUGGAGUCAUUGGGGCAACUGGCAAGACGGGCCAGUCUGUGGUCGAUGGUUUGCUUAGCUCCGAUCUCAAUUUCGUUGUUACCUCCUUCACUCGAAAAUCAUCGGUUGGUAGCGCGGCAAAUCAGAAGCUGAAGGACAAGAGCGUCGGGGUUUCGGGCUAUGACCCAGAUGGCCCGAGAGAGACACUUGCCGCCCAACUGAGAGGCAUUGAUGUUUUGAUUUCCUGUAUAACCUGGGAACAUCUUCAUCAACAACUGAAUUGGAUCGAUACAGCUAAAGCGGCUGGCGUGAAGCGUUUUGUACCCUCAGAGUGGGUUGGGCCAGCACCCAGGGGUGUGAUUGACAUCAAAGACCAGGAAUUAGAAAUUCUCGGUGCUAUCCAGAGAGCGGGGUUGCCAUACACCAUUAUUGAUGUCGGUCGCUGGUUCCAGGUCUUUGUUCCCAAGAUACCUUCUGGCAGAUCAGAUCAUGCGCACAUGAAGUACAUUGACCAUCGCAUUGUAGAAGAUGGGAACCAACGUUUUGCAUUGACAGACAUGGCAGACGUUGGAAAGUAUGUUGCACAAAUCAUCGGAGAUGAUCGAACUCUCAACAGACGUGUUCUAGCAUAUACCGAGGUUCUGAGCAUGAACGGCAUAUGGGGCACGAUGGCUACAAUCAGCGGCGAAGAGCCCCCAAAAGACUACGUCUCUGAAGCCGAGCUACACCAAAUCAUUGAGACCUCUGGCGGGAGGCUUAAGGAAAGUUCUGAGGGGUUAACACAUCCAAGCAACAUCAUGGACAUUGCCCAAUACAACAUGGGACAGUACCGCCUUUCUUGGUGCGUUAGAGGGGACAAUACACCGGAGUACGCUGAUUACUUGGGAUACUUGGACUUUUGGAAGCUCUUCCCAGAAUUUGAGAAAGGCAGAACUCUUGAACAAUUCUUUCUACACAUAAUCAACGGAGGGUCACCAGGAUAUGUCAUGGCAUAG